Molecule: messenger RNA, 1804 nt
Organism: Purpureocillium takamizusanense
Lineage: Eukaryota; Fungi; Ascomycota; Sordariomycetes; Hypocreales; Ophiocordycipitaceae
Exons: 3
Coding region: 519-1748 (409 amino acids)
Source: RefSeq, a predicted model, not a curated record
UCCAGCAACAGCCAGCCCAUCGACGAGUGCCCCAUCUUCGGCGCCUCCUUCCCCGCAGGCUUCAACGUCUCCACCACCGAGUCCUUCUCCCGCGCGCGCGCCGCCUUCCCCCACGCCAUCGAGCAGCAAUUCUCGUCGGGCCUGCUCAACCGCACGCACACCGUCUUCGCCAUCGACGUCUUCUCCACGGCCACCAACCGGUCCGUGUACAGCUACUUCCACGUCGGCGACGCGCUGCGCGGCACCCUCGCCGCCGGCGCCCUCAACGACACCACCGUCUCGCGCGUCGGCAGCGUCACCAAGCUCUUCACCGCGUACGCCAUCCUCCUCGCCGCGGGAGGCGUUGGCGUGCUCGAGCAUCCCGUCACGAGGUACCUGCCGGAGCUGGCGGCGGGCAAUGGGCAGCAGAGUGAUCCGCUGAACAAGCUUCGCUGGGAGGAUGUCACCGUCGGCGCGCUCAUGUCCCAGCAGGGCGGCUCAGGUGGAGUGCGUAUGUAGUAGCGGUCCCCCCCGGUUUGAUGGCAAACUUCCGAGGUCGGCAUGCCGCUGACAAGCACAUGCGUGUAGCUGGCCAAGUGAUACAAAACUGCAGCGGAACGCCGGGCGACUGCUCCAUCUCCGAUUUUCUCAAGUUGAUGCGCAACGACAAACGUCCUACGAUGCCUCCUUUUCAGAGGCCGCUCUACUCCGACGGCGGCUGGGCUGUCCUCGGACGUGUUCUCGAACGCUUGACCAACCUGCCGCUCAACGACGCCCUGCAGAAGGUGCUGUCCAAGCCCCUUGGCCUCAACUACACAGCGUACAUGAAGCCGCCAGGGAACCACUCCAAUGCCAUUGUCCUCCCGGGGCCUCUGGCGGAAUCCUCCUGGGGCUACGACAACCAGGUCAUCGCCUCCUCCGGUGGCGUCUACACGAGCACGGCCGACCUCCGCGCCGUGGGCCUUUCCAUCCUCAACUCGGAGCUGCUGGCGCCGUCCACGACCCGGCGCUGGAUGCACCCCCUCGGCAGCACCAGCUCGCUAACCUUCAACGUCGGCCCCCCCUGGGAGAUCCACCGUCUCGCCGUGCCUGUCACGCCCAAGUCCAAUCGCACUCGCAUCAUGGACCUCUACACUAAGCUCGGCGCCAACGCCGGCUACAGCUCUUGCAUCGCGCUGUCGCCAGACCACGGCCUCGGCUUCAGCCUCAUGUCGGUCGGCGCCACCGCUGGCACUGACCGCGUCACGCUGCGCGAUCUGGUCGGCGACGUGUUCCUCCCUGCCGCGGAGCACGCCGGUGCCGAGAACGCAGCCGCCAACUUUGCCGGCACCUUUGCCGAUGCCAAGAUGCCCGAAACCAACGUGACGCUUACCGUGGACCGGGGCCGGCCGGGCCUCGGGGUGGCCGAGUUGUUCUUCGGCGGCUCCGAUGCACGCGGCAACGUGUCGACGGUGCCGCCCCCGCCGGGCUCCCGGUUCGCGGUCCGCAUCUACGGCACGGGCAGCUCCUCGCCCGACAACCUACCCUCAGCGCUAUACCGGACGCGCGGGACAGUGCGGUACAGCUUCCGCGCCGUGCUUGAGAAAUUACCAUUCAAGAAGCACGGGGCGGCGCGGGACGGUAAGAGCCUAUUCAUGGACGAGUGCCUGUCGUGGUUCUCUGUGGGCUUCACGGAGAAUAUUGAUGAGUUUGUGCUCGAGGUGGUAGACGGGAAGCUGCAAUCCGUCGAACAUCCGCUCACAAAGACGAUCAUGAAAAGGAUGCAAUAGGGAGCGAAGCUCUCUGUGGUCUGUACGCGAAUAUGUAUUACUAGAUAGAAUGCGUC